This is a messenger RNA of Abrus precatorius (Indian licorice), 1135 nucleotides long. RefSeq lists its product as uncharacterized. NCBI's taxonomy places the organism in Eukaryota, Viridiplantae, Streptophyta, Magnoliopsida, Fabales, Fabaceae. The transcript is spliced from 2 exons. The record is from RefSeq and is a predicted model, not a curated record. The coding region runs from base 181 to 729 and encodes 182 amino acids.
GUUAAACAUAACUGCUCCAAUCACUGCAUAUCAUAUGCAAUUAAAUCCGUGGGAUUAUACAGAUAAGCUCACUCAAUGAAGGCUUAAUAUUCUACUUCAAAAAGAAGAGCAGAUAUCCUCAUCAUUUUUGGCUUCUACUUUACACAUAACUGGCAAGAAGGCAAAGCAAUCUUUCUACAAAUGAAUGUGAAGGGAAUCAUGGAUGCUAAUGGGGCAGGAAACACCAAUUGGGUUGUUAAGGAAGAUGUCAAUGAUUAUGUCAGCGAUUCAAUAUCCAUUGGAUCUAUCUCAGAAGAUUCAAUGAAUUCUGUGUGUUCAUCUUCUUCAUCAGAAUUGACUGAGGAGGUAUCCUCUUCAACAUCUUAUUUGUCAAUCUCAUCUUCAUCAACACACUCAAACGGCCCUUUAUAUGAACUAUCAGAGCUCAUGAACCAUCUCCCUCUAAAGAGAGGCUUGUCUAUGUUUUAUCAAGGGAAGGCUCAAUCUUUCAGCUCUUUAGCUAGGGUGCAGAGUAUAGAAGAUCUUCCUAAGAAAGAGAGACCUUACAGGAAGAAAAUGAAAUCAUGCAAAAGCUACGGUGGAGGCUUGGAUAGCCACAGAAUGUUAUUCCCUCCAAAGGCUACAAUAUCAAAGAAAGCUUCAAGAGGUCCUUUUGUGUCUGUACUAACUAAAAGAGGGAGUUUCCUUGGAGGGUCUAGACCUUCUCUUGCUGUACACAAGAACUUUUGAAAUCCAACCUUGUUAGAGCUUGUUUAUUUCAAUGCACAAAAUGAGGAAAAUUUUGAAUCCCUCAUCUUUAGCUUCUGAGAUAAAGUCAUAUUAUUAAUUAAGCACAAUACAUAUGAUUCAUUAGUAUCAUUUCAACUUUGUUUCCAAAAUUCAAGGUGAUAGGAUUAUGACCUGUGUUUCAUUAUUACCUGUAUAUGAUUGUUAAUUAGCACAUGUAUGCGAGGGAGUAUUAGGCAAUCAUGGUUCGUUAUAAUUGACAGACAAUUGGAAUAAUAUAUGAAGUACUUAAUUAGGUGGAAAAUUAGUUUAGCCCAUGAGCCCAUGAUCAGAUCAGGCAAGUAUAUAUAAAAGAAUUAUUUGAGCUUACACAUAAGAAUCAAUAUAUUCAAGGUUUUAUAAUUAUUUG